AUGCAGAGGAUCAGGAAUGCCCUGGAGGAGACAGAUAAGGCCACAUCCACCCCUGACAUAGGCACAACCAACGAGGCCACCGAGAAGGAAGGGACAAAUAUGACAUCAAAGAGGGACACAACAGGCUCACACAAAGCUGUGGCUGUCAAGCCAACGCCCUUGCCCAAGAACACCUCAUCAUCAGAAGAGCCUGGGGAGAAGUAUAACCCCGACCCUGAUGCCAUCCCAUUAGCCAAUGAAGACUUUGUCUUGCUGGACUGCCAGACGUCCUACCCCACAGGCAGUCUGGACUCCCUGAUUGGUGCCCUGAGGCAACAGAUCCGCUCCUCUGAUUGGCUGGAGGAGAACACUCCUGAACUCUACGGCCGGGCAGGAACCAGAGCUGCUAGAUGUGUUCAAAGAUCUGCUGGACAGAGCCAGGAAGUAGAGGAAGAGAGGAGUGAAGGGAGGGGGGAUCAAAAGGAAAGGAGAUAA
Molecule: messenger RNA, 474 nt
Organism: Salmo salar (Atlantic salmon)
Lineage: Eukaryota; Metazoa; Chordata; Actinopteri; Salmoniformes; Salmonidae
Source: RefSeq, a predicted model, not a curated record